Hevea brasiliensis (rubber tree) is the source of this 4969-nucleotide messenger RNA. RefSeq names its product phosphatidate phosphatase PAH2-like. NCBI's taxonomy places the organism in Eukaryota, Viridiplantae, Streptophyta, Magnoliopsida, Malpighiales, Euphorbiaceae. The transcript is spliced from 13 exons. The coding region runs from base 498 to 3653 and encodes 1051 amino acids. Gene Ontology annotation, molecular function: phosphatidate phosphatase activity. The record is from RefSeq and is a predicted model, not a curated record.
GAUUGAAAAUGGAGAAAAAGAAAAGGUUGUAAUUUCCAUUAAAAUUAAAGAUGCAAAGCGGUGAUUUUCUGUAAUUAGAAAAAAAAAAAAUGGUCUAUCCAUGACCUGAGCUGUUCCCAACGAGACACCAUUCCAUCUUUGAUCAUUUCAGGUCUCAUUUAUAUCGCCUAUUAACUUCCAUUUCCCUUCAAUCCGCCUGGCAAUCCCCUCUUCCACCUCUCUCCAGUUAUUCACCGUUCACUUCUUCUUCUUCUUCUUAAUUUCUUGUUCUUCAAUCUCCAGUUAUCUGUGACUUCUAGAACUGUCGUCAAGCAGAGCACGGUUCGAAUCAAUCGAACAGGGUUUCAAGAAUUGAAGUUUUGGAGAUACUGGAAGGCUUAGGUGUUUGUCCAGUUCACUGGUUUUUGUUUAUACUAAUAGAGCCUCACAGUCUUGUGUUAUGAUUGUAUUUUGAGAAUUUGGGUUUUGGGUGAUCUAAGAAAUCCAAGUUUCUUGAGAUGUAUGCUGUAGAGAGGCUAGGCAGCUACAUCACCCGAGGUGUGUACACUGUCUCUGGCCCAUUUCACCCAUUUGGUGGAGCUGUGGAUAUCAUUGUGGUUGAGCAGCCAGAUGGGAGCUUCAAGUCCUCACCCUGGUAUGUCAGGUUUGGGAAAUUUCAAGGGGUUUUGAGGGCAAGAGAAAAGGUGGUUACCAUUACUGUUAAUGGAAAUGAUGCAAAUUUUCACAUGUAUCUUGAUCAAAGAGGAGAAGCUUUCUUUCUCCACGAGGUUGAAGGAGAAGAAGGUGAAUCUGUAUCGUAUCUUUCAUCUUCAAGUGAUGAGAUGGAAGAGGGAUCCCAGAAAAUCAGGAGCACAAUGAAGUCCGAAAGUUGCAAUUAUGAGGGCAAUAAUUUGAAUUCUGGUGACCGGAUUGAUGCAAGUAAUGGAGAUGUGGCUAGGAGUAAUUCCCACCAGUCAAGGGUAUCUAGGCUUGUUUUCGGACGAAGGUCAAUGAAGGAGGAUGGUUAUCAAGGGGGAGUUGAUGGUGCUGGAGUGGUAAGGAUAAGUUCAUUGGACCGUGCAGAGAUUGCAGCCGACCUUGUUGAAACUUUCAUGUUAAAUGAGAGUGAUCUGGAAGAAAAAUUGGUGGAGAUAUCUGAAUCAUCAAAAAACAUUGAUGAACCUAGUUUAGAGAAUGUCGAUCAAGAUAACGAUGUUACAGAUGUACUCCCUGAGGUCACUUGUUCUGAUUCACAAAUUGCAGAUGCGUUUGAAGCGUGCCCUGGCAAGAAGUUGGAUGAUAAACAGGCUUCUGAUGACAGAAAUGUUGUAUUGCCAGGCUUUGGCAUCUCUCAGGAGGAGAGUGGGUCCAGUAGAGUUCAAUCUUUCAUUUAUCGUGAGGCAUCUGAGAGUGCAAUAAUGGGGUUGAAUGGUUUGAAAGAGCAAUACGAGGAAACACUCUUCCUUACUAGUGGAGAGGCUGAGGAAGCUCAAUUUUGUGCUGAAACUUUGCAUGUGACAGCUGAGCCAUUACCUGAGGAUACAGUUAACCAGCAAACUGAGGAUAUAGAGUUGGAGAGAGGACGCAUUGAGUCUUGUGAGACAAAUCCAUCUUCUUCUUCCAUACAUGGCCCUGAUGGAGCGAACCUUGAAGUUCCAUUAACAAUAUCAACAUCUUAUACUCAAAUGGUCCAUGUUGACUCUGUACUUCGUUCGGUUGAAGUAGAGUCAAAGCGCCCUGUUUCCAAUGUUAGCAAUUCAGUGGAUCAAACUGAAGAGGAAAUAAAUAUUGGGGAUAAAAUUACUAGGGACGAGCUGAAACCUUCUCUAGAAUCAGCUGGUGUCUCAGAACAACUUAAUGGUGAAUAUACAACUAAAGAAGCUAUAAUUCCAGUAUCUGAGAGUUCAGAGGAAGAACAAUUCUUCUUCAGUGAUAUUGAUGACUUUGAACUCAGAGAAACUCAGGCAGAUUCAAAUUUUCCUGGUGGUGUUGAUAACGAGAAUCUUCCCUCGUUUUGUCCAGAAGGGAUUAAGAUAGUGAAUGGGCUGCUUAACACAAAUGAUGAAACUUACUCCUCUCCACACAACUAUUUUCAAGAGAAUGGAUUGGGUGACUUUGAAAACUUGACAGAAAAUCCGAAGUUAACAUUGAGUCCUGUUUGUAUUCCUAAACGUCAUAAUGCUGCUGAAGCAGAAGUUGGACGGCUGACAGAAUCAUUACCUGAGUUAUGGUCUCACAUUGAUAAUCUAGGUACAGAGGACUCUCGCCCUCUAAGCCAUUCACUGGACUUGAAUUCCGAAUCCAUGGAGUGGAAAUUGCACGGCAAGAAUGAGUCACACUUUACAAAUUCAGAUAAAGGCAACGAAAAUAAGUCAAUGGAGGAUUAUUCCAAUAAGGAAGAUACUCAACAUUUGGAGGAUAUCAAAGAUGAUGUUGGCAAUCCUGCUAUUGAGAUCUCUCUUUGCAAACACUUGCUAUAUGAAGGAAUGGGAGCUGAAGCUGCUUAUCAAGCAUUUAAUGCUGAAAAGUUGGAUAUGGAAAAAUUUACUUCUUUAGGUCCUGCAGUUGUGAAGAAUGAUAGGCUUGUUGUUAGAAUUGGUGGCCACUACUUUCCUUGGGAUGUAGCUGCUCCUAUUGUUUUAGGACUGGUAGCAUUUGGAAGUGAAAACAUAUUUGAGUUAAAAGGCAUGAUACCUGUGGAUCAAGUUGAGAAAUCUCUUGUAGGCGAUCCAUCGGAAACCAUUGUUACCACUGGUGGAAGCUGGUGGCCCUUCCCUUUUAGAAGAUCAAGAUCCAGGAAGACAGUGCAGCCAGAUCUAAGUGAUACCAGAAGUUCUGAUGAUUUGAUUGUUUCAGACAGCAUUAUUUGCAUGGAUGAUGAUAAAAAUGCGCUCAAAGGAAAGGCCUCAAACAAGAUGAUAAAGGCAAUUGCUCCAACGUCUGAACAACUGGCAUCCUUGAAUCUGAAGGAAGGGAGUAAUGCAGUAACAUUCACGUUCUCCACUGCAAUGCUGGGGAAGCAGAAGGUUGAUGCUAGAAUUUAUUUAUGGAAAUGGAGCACUCGCAUAGUGAUCUCUGAUGUUGAUGGGACAAUAACAAAAUCAGAUGUUCUAGGCCAGUUCAUGCCUUUGGUUGGGAUAGAUUGGUCACAAACUGGGGUUGCACAUUUAUUCUCAGCUAUUAAGGAUAACGGUUAUCAAUUCCUUUAUCUAAGUGCACGAGCAAUUGCUCAAGCCUAUCUUACCAGACAGUUCCUAGUCAACCUUAAGCAGGAUGGGAAGGGUCUGCCAGAUGGUCCUGUUGUCAUAUCACCUGAUGGACUUUUUCCGUCUCUGUUUCGUGAAGUCAUCAGAAGGGCUCCUCAUGAAUUCAAGAUUGCAUGUCUGGAGGAGAUCAAGGCAUUGUUUCCUUCUGAUUGCAACCCCUUCUAUACUGGUUUUGGUAAUAGAGAUACUGAUGAGAUUAGCUACCUAAAGGUUGGAAUCCCCAAGGGAAAGAUCUUCAUCAUUAAUCCCAAGGGUGAGGUUGCCGUGAACCGCCUUGUUGACACAAGAUCGUAUACUUCCCUUCAUGCUCUUGUGCAUGGCAUGUUCCCAGCCAGGACAUCGUCUGAGCAGGAGGAUUAUAAUUCGUGGAAUUUCUGGAAAUUGCCACCUCCUGAUAUUGAUAUUUGAAGGUGUCAAUUGGAAAUUUUACUUAGGCCUGUUGAGUGCGGAGACUUAUGGGUUUCUGACAGACAUUGUUGUAGAACUAUUCAGGAUUACGAGUCAUAAGAGCUGAUGGAGGAAUUUCCACCAUGCUAUCUCUGUGCUGGCAAGGUGGGUCAUCCAUUGGUGACCCAAAAGGAGUUUAUACAGGAUCUGCACAAGAGAAGUUGAAUUCAUUGUCUAUAUUUUGCUUCAUAAACAGUUAAAUGUACAAAUACUAGAUAUUGUAUAGCACAUACAUUUAGUCCUAUAAAUGUAAGCGCUUUUCAUAGGCAGUAAGCAUGCCUUGAAAGCAUUCAUGUAUAAUCCUCUUUCCGAAAUGCCUUGCAUUUGAUUCUUUCUUUUAUCUAAAUUAUAAAAAAUUAGUUAAUCAAUCUUAGCGCUUGAGUUUUAGAAAGAAAAUCAAGUAUCUAAUGUUUAUUUCUUUUUUCCCUGAAAUAGUUUAUAUAAUAAUAGUUCAAAUCAUUGUGCAGUUGAGAAGAAAUCGUUGAUUGGGGCCAACAGUAGCAAAGAGUUUAAAUGUGUUCUACAUUGACAUUUCAAUUUAUUAAAAUAGUAUCAAAGUCAGUCUCAAAUAUAGCUUCUCACAUCAAGUUGAGCAUACAAUCUUUUUUAUUUAUAGCAUGUUAGUGCGUUUCUUGUCAGUCAAAAGCACUAUAUCUAGCUCUCACCAACCUAACUAAAUUUCUUCCAUUAGGCAAAUAUUCUGGAGGGAGAAAAGCCACCGUUUUUUCGGUUUUCUUCCCUCGGGCUCACUUUUCGUUUCUCUGUGGAUAGGGGAAGGUUUCCUCUUACGGCCCGGACUAUGGGUGGUUUACCCCACCUCCGGGUUAGAUGUAUAUAUAUUUUGCGGUGGGUGUUUGUUCGCAGGUCAUGAGGUUUUUUCGGAAGAGGAUUCUCUGUUUUUGUGGUCUUCGAUUGUGUUUCCCUUGAGUUUCAAGCUGUUGUAACUCGGAGGACGGUUUUCUCACAGUCGAGGCGUGAGCAUCUCUGGGGUCUCAGAGCUCGUCCACUUGCUGGGAUAGCUGACCCCAAGGUUAAAAAACACUGAGAAGCCAAUGAGCGCUGCGCAAGCCAUUGCAUUAGCUGUGUUUAUCUCCCCUCUUCUUAUAUGUAAGUGAGGGUUUUAAUAUGUUUGGAACAUCAAAUAAAUUACUAUUAGUUUAUCUGAGGUUUUCUCUUUUUCAUAUAAAGGACUUGGUAUGUUUUACAUUUGCCUCUCUCGAGGGUUUUGUACAUCAGAAAAUGUUAGUUAAAUGACCCAUUUAAUUUGGCCUUUUUAA